Molecule: messenger RNA, 1855 nt
Organism: Asterias rubens (European starfish)
Lineage: Eukaryota; Metazoa; Echinodermata; Asteroidea; Forcipulatida; Asteriidae
Product: kappa-type opioid receptor-like
Exons: 2
Coding region: 668-1696 (342 amino acids)
Biological process (GO): G protein-coupled receptor signaling pathway
Cellular component (GO): membrane
Molecular function (GO): G protein-coupled receptor activity
Source: RefSeq, a predicted model, not a curated record
CAAAGAAAAUUGUCAAGCAGAAUUUUCUGCUUGAAAGCUUUCAUUAUAAAAUGAAAGCUUUUAUUAUAAUAUUCAUUCGAAAUAAGUAAAGUCAAGGAAACUACCUGAAACCAUCUACAGGUACAGCUAAUUACAAUCAAGGACAAUGUGUUUACGACUUGCUGAAAGUUGUGCAAGAUUGUUUUUUUCUAUGUUCUCCCACAUGAAGGAAUUUAUUCCUCAAUGGUUCCCCUGACUAACACAAAGGGUUUACAACUACCUUUUCAUAAACCGAUAUUGCGGAUUCACUGCUAAUGAAAUCACCGCAUACUCUUGCUGCUCGUGACGCUUCAAGAAACCUCUAAUCAUGAAACCAUAGGUGAGCAAGAAUGUGUACACUACACUCAUUAAAACAAAACCAAACGGGCAGCUGAUAGGCGAUGCCUAAUUGCGCCAGUCUCAAACCAAAGUCUGUGGAUAACGAGCCACCGUCAGCAAGCGAAUCAUAACAUCUUCUUAAAAGAAUCAAUGACUACUCAUCAAGGUGCUCGGAAUUUGUCUCUACAAACUGCUCUGUGGUGACCGCGACAGCAACACUGAGAUCAUUGUUUUUCUUCCAAAUAUAAAAUCUCCUGUAUUUGCUUGAGGACUACCAUUUCUUCCAGGUGUUGCUAUUGUUAAUACAACAAUGCAUUUCGAAGACGCAAACUUGACGACGGGUUGGGCCAUGGGGGAUAUCAAAAGCGCCAGCGAAAAAGGUGUCUACGGUAUCGUGGCUUUGUUGGGCAUCAUCGGGAACAGCAUUGUCUGUUACGUUUUUCUUCGCAGGUCGUCGCCUCACAGUCGUUGUAGCUACUUCAUAUUCCACCUAGCAGUGGCUGACCUGAUGGCAUGCCUCCUCGCUCUACCCUAUCACCUCCUCCCUUUGAAUGUGACUUUUCACGACGACAACAGGGUCUUCGGGGAGUUGAUUUGCCGUUUGCUUCUCUCAAAGUACCCAAUGUGGGUGUGCAUCAAUGUUUCCGUGAACACGCUCAUCGUACUCACGGUGGAGCGAUACGUCGCCGUGGUCCACCCGCUGAAAUACAGUGUCAUCUUCAAACGAGUAUGUAGUCGUAGACUUACAAUCUGCUGCUGGACUUUGGGGAUUGCAGGGUGUGGCUAUUUCUUGUUUAUCUACGGCCUCUCAAAAGAUGGACAGUGUGUGAAGCACACUUUUACACCACCCUUAAAGCAACUCGUUGGAGUGUGUGUGUUUUUAAGUUACUUCAUUGCCCCUCUUUUGACAAUGCUAGGAGCACAUCUCCAGAUGAUUAAUACCCUCCAGAAUCAAGCCAAAACCUUCGCCAAACAAGUUGAACAAACCCUUGAAAACGAAGGACCACCACAAAUCGGGAAGACCGAAAAGGGUAAAUGGCAGACGAAGAAGGCCCGCAAGAUCCAACGGUUGCUUUUCGUCGUGUUUUUGACGUACACCGCGUGCUGGGCACCAAAUCAAAUCAUCUUCCUAAUCUACAGCGUGGGUGGGACCAUAGACUUCAGCUCGUGGUACUACCACUGGUCCGUGGCGAUCGCGCUGGCAAACUCCGGUAUCAACCCCUUCAUUUACGCCGUCGGGAGUAAACGCUUCAGGAAUGAGUUCACUAAGAUGUUUCAUGGGUGCUCCAAACGCUCGUCGCAGCUCACCAAGGUUCAGUACAUUGGGUCAUGUGAAUAAAAAGUAGUCAAUAAUUACAAGUACUACUAGCAAAAAGUAAAAGCAUAAACUUCCACAAGUAGAAGCAUCUAGUUCAGGCACCUUCUCAAUUCCGUAUACAUAAAAUUAUUCUUUUACUGCAAAGUAUUCACUUAAAGGCAGUGGACACCAUUGUUUAGU